Messenger RNA from Selaginella moellendorffii, 3868 nucleotides. RefSeq names its product transcriptional corepressor SEUSS. NCBI's taxonomy places the organism in Eukaryota, Viridiplantae, Streptophyta, Lycopodiopsida, Selaginellales, Selaginellaceae. Gene Ontology annotation, cellular component: transcription regulator complex; nucleus. The record is from RefSeq and is a predicted model, not a curated record. The transcript has 12 exons. Gene Ontology annotation, biological process: positive regulation of transcription by RNA polymerase II; negative regulation of transcription by RNA polymerase II. Bases 649 to 3489 code for a protein of 946 amino acids.
AACGGCGCCCGUCUCUGAUGCUGGUUCGUCCGAUGGCGUCAAUCGCACGAUGAGUGUCAUUCCGUCGACGGGCUGGACGGGCAGUGACGUGCGGACCCCAAAUUUUCGUCACAUUAGGUUUUAUGUUCUCUCCUAGUUCCUCAGCUAGGGAGUGUGGUGUUCAUCGGGAUCUGGAACGCCGCUUGCCCGCGCCAGUGAUCCGCGCAUCGAUCGCCCACGCCCGGCCACGCCGAUUCUUCCGGGAGCUCCGCGCGCGACGAUUACGCUGCGCCGGGAGCUGGAGAUUUCGGAGCUGGAUUGUAGAGGGGGUAACGAAGCGUCGGGAAUGCGCCGGCGUGGGGAGCUGGGGAGGCGGGGAUGAAUGGAAAUAUGCCGCUGGCGCGCCAGUGAUUCUCGUGGUACGUUAUCGCAAUGCUGCUUUCUAGCGUGGCGCUCCAUGCGUAGCUUAGGUUCUAGGCACAGGGGCUGGAUAGAGUGAGAUUUGGGGAAAGGCGAGCAGCGCCCGGUGGAAUCCCAUGGCUUAGUCUGGCAAAUCGUGCAUUGUGGAGUCUGGAGCUAAAUUCCAGGGUCGGCAGCCAUGGGCGGCUUUUUAGUCUUCUCUAUAGCGUGGGAUGCUAGAAGUUCUUCUUGAGGCCACCGUGGUGGUGUAUGGAGAAUUAUUCCACCCAGAUGGAAGCUCGGCAGCAGGGUGGAGGAUCCUUCUCGACGUAUAACCUGGACGCUGGAAGCCUGGUGGACGACGAUUUCCUGUUCCUGGAUCACAACCUUCCUUCCAUCGACAGCAUUGCGUCCGACUUCUCGGCGUUCCUCGACUCCGCCGGGCCAAACGGCUCCUUGCUUCCGGCCGACGAGUGGUCGGGCACUACGAACACUUUGCCGGACACGCCCAGCUCGCAUCAGCAGCAGCUCCAGCAUGGUCUAGAGGGAUCUUCUCCGCUCCAAAGUCAGUUGCAAGGGCCUGUGAUCCAAGCCAAGCAGCAGCAGCAGCCUCUCCAGCAGCAUCAGCAGCAGCAGCCACCACAGCAAUUUGUUUUCGAGAGCCAUGCACCACCACCCUCGCAACCAAGCGCUCCGGAUGUUUUGAGCGGCCAACAUGGCGUCGAUCAGAUGGAUAGCCUGAGACAGCCGCAAUCUCAGGCAAGGCCCGGUGCGUUGCAGCUCGAGAACCAAGCGAGGCACGCCAACUUUCCAAGCCGGCAGGUGUUGCUGAACUGCUCGACACCCCAGCAGUCGCUUCCACCAACGCCAUCAGCAGCAUCAGCAGGAGCUGGAAACACGGCACGGGAGAUGGUGGUAGAGGGUGCUGGUUUUCAGGGGGUGCAAUCGGAAACAAGUGGCAUGGAGUCCAACUUUAGCGGCCAGAGAAAUUUCGAAAGUCUUCAAGGUCGACAGCUUCCGGGAAACAUGCCAGGUUUUCAAGGACAGAUGGAAGGGUCUCAAGCCGGGCUGAGGCUGUCGUUUCCCAGGGGCUUGAUGGCAAACGGCCAUUUUGGCAUGACUGGGAGCACCCCGCAAUUGCCGAUCCAGGGGCAGCAAGCAGCUAUGAAUCACCUACCAGGCGCGGACGCAGAUGGAAACGGUGUGGCACUUCAAUCGCAGCUCAUUAACAAUCAAACCAACUUCUCGGGCCAGUUUAUGUCUAAAGUAAACAACCGACAGUCAAUCAUUCCUGGACACGCCUUGAGCAACAUCCCUUCGUUCCAGCUACAGCCGUCGUCUCAUCAACUUCAGCUGCAGGGACAAACGAAACUGCAUCCUCAACUUAUGAAUCAGCAAGUCAUAAAUCAAGGGCUACUGCAACCGCGGCAAAUCCAGCUUGGAUCCCAGCCAUCGGUGUUCUCGUCUCCGCAGCAGCAGUCUUCAUACCAGCUGCUCCAAUCGCAGGGCUAUCAAAUGCAUCCAAAUGCGGGAAACCACUUGCCAAUUGGUCGCCAAAUGUUUCCACAGAUGCAGCCGAGGUUACAAAGUCCGCUGAUACAGGGCUUACGCUACGGUGGUGCUCUUGGCUCGCGACAGCUUGGUCCACAAAUAGUUGGCCCACAGAUUGGUACAGGAGUCCCCGAGAUGGGAACACGGUACCCUCCAUCAGGAACAAACGCAGCCAAGUGCGCGCAAGUGUUUAUGCUUUACAUACAGGAGCAAAGAAAGCGGCCACAGGACAACAACAUCAACUUUUGGAGGGCAUUUGUACACAAGUACUUCGCUCCAGGGGCGACUAAACGUUGGUGCUUGACCAGCUACAGCACUACACCUGUUGGUAGACAUGCUCAAGGGCUUUUUCCUAUGGACUAUUGGUACUGUAAUUUAUGUGGAAUUCAACCAGGAAGAGGAUUUGAAUCUGGUACAGACGUUCUACCAAGACUUUUCAAAAUCAAAUACGACAGUGGUUUACUCGAUGAGCUUUUGUUCCUGGACGUUGCCACAGAAAAAUAUUCUGUACCAUCCGGAAAAGUUGUUCUGGAGUAUGCCAGAGCCGUUCAUGAGUCGGUGUUUCUCGAACUUCGGGUAAUUCGUCAUGGCAAGCUGCGUAUAACUUUCAACAGUCAGUUUAAGAUUUGCUCAUGGGAGUUCUGUACUAAGGCGCACGAAGAAGUAGUGCCGCGGAAGAAUUUGCUUCAACAGGUGCACCAGCUGGCGAGCCUUGUCAUAGAAUCCGACCAGGAGAACUUUGACAAGAGCGCAGAGAACUUAAAAUCUCAUUGCAAUGCCUUUACAAAAGCGGCAAAGCAGCUGGCUGUUCAACUUGACGCGCCAAUGGUGAACGACCUUGGGUUCUCGAAACGUUAUGUAAGAUGCUUGCAGAUCGCAGAAGUUGUCAACAGCAUGAAGGACCUGAUAUCGUUUGAGAGGAAAACCGGCCUGGGCCCAGUCGAGAGCUUGAAGCGUUUCCCAACUGUCAAAAAGCUCCAGAUGGAAGGCGGCCUCGCCGGCUUGCCUCCAUCCUUAAGCCUGACUCAGAUGAUCACCGAGCUCACCCAAGGUACAACGUCUCUACAGUCCUCCACGGUCACGCGGCUCCAGUCGGAAUCAAUGUCCGAGGCGCAGGACCAAGGCGAUGGUAACCAACAAGCCCACUCAUCCUCCGUUUUCAAGGGAAUGGAAGCAGCAGCAGCAGCAGCAGCAGGGCCGGCAGUGAAUCAGCAGCGGAGUUCCAUGGAGUCGCGCUUGCAGCACCUCCUCCAGUCGUCAUCGGAGGCUUUCAACCAGAUCCAACCAUCUCAAGCGGCGCAGUCCAUAGGCUCCCAGCUAGCGUCUCCAUCUCAGGCUCCAGCAGUGGUAGCACAGGCUCCAGGCAAGCAGCAGCAGCAGCAGCAGCAGCAGGCGGUGGCGAGCAACCAGAUUGGUGGCGGAGCGGCGCAGCAACAGCAGAACUUCCAGCCGGUUGUUUUGAAGUCGGGUGCCGCAAAGUCUUCGCUGUCUCAGCCGCAUCAGUCGAGCUUGCCGGGAACGCCUCAAAGCGAGAUGAGCGACAUGAGGUCCAACACUUGACGGAUGGAUGGAGAGAAGGGCUGAUUAUAUACUGACGAAAAAGAGAAGAUUGGGCAGCCAGCGAGCAAGCAAGCAAGGUGUACAUAGUGUGCUUGAAAAGAAACGAUCUCUCUCGGCUGGGACUGCGGGAUGGACCCCCAUGAUCUCGCUCUCUCUCUCCAAAGAGAGGAGGAGAAAUGCAAAGUGACGAAGAAGAGGGGAUUCUUGCGGGAGUCCGGUUGAGGUUGAGGUGUGACUAGGACGACGACGUAGUAAGUUUCCAGUCCCCACGAGAAGAAAAAAAGGUUUGGAGAAUGGAAUGGGUUUUACAAAGCUGUUGUUGUGAAAAGUUUAGAACAACAAACACACAAUCUUUUAUACAAGGACGUAAGAUUUUUUC